AUGCCUAAAGAAGUUCAAAAAGUUACCAAGCGCGAAACAAAGAAGAGAGGAAAGAAGGAUCCUAAUGCUCCCAAGCGUGGUUUGUCUGCAUACAUGUUCUUCUCUCAAGAUAAACGUGCCCAAGUCAAGGAGGAAAACCCUGAGGCCUCAUUUGGUACUCUUGGUAAGCUUCUUGGUGAGAAGUGGAAGGCUAUGAGUGACGAAGAAAAGAAGCCCUACAUUGACAAGGCCGAAGCUGAUAAGAAGCGCUACGAAGAUGAGAAGGCCGCUCUCAACUAA
Messenger RNA from Mucor velutinosus, 279 nucleotides. RefSeq lists its product as uncharacterized. Gene Ontology annotation, molecular function: DNA binding, bending. The coding region runs from base 1 to 279 and encodes 92 amino acids. The record is from RefSeq and is a predicted model, not a curated record. NCBI's taxonomy places the organism in Eukaryota, Fungi, Mucoromycota, Mucoromycetes, Mucorales, Mucoraceae. The transcript is spliced from 3 exons.